Molecule: messenger RNA, 441 nt
Organism: Dicrocoelium dendriticum
Lineage: Eukaryota; Metazoa; Platyhelminthes; Trematoda; Plagiorchiida; Dicrocoeliidae
Source: the annotation of a GenBank genome assembly
AUGUUUAACUGGCAGAGCAGCUUGCCGACUGAUUGCACACUAAGUUAUCCGCAGUCAACUGAUUUUCACUUUCCUCUGUUACUUGAUCAAGUAUCUUGGUCAUGGCCGCCAUACUGGCUGAGGACAAUGGAGGUUAGGAGUUUCACGAAGAGACCGCGUUGUGAGUGUCCAGGUGAACAAAACGACAGUCUUUUGCAUUUGAAUUCUUCAGGUGUAGGUAUACUUUUCAGGCGGGGAAGGCAUCGUGCCCAGCUAUCGUUACUGGACAACGGUCGUGGUAGUAAGCGCAGUUGUAGCCAUUUGUUGUACAGCCAUAUUAUUUGUAGGUUCUUGUGGGUUGUGUCCCGUCCCGGGCAAAACGGUUGCUCGGUCCAAUCCCAGAUCCCAAGAAGUUCCGGACCCCAGGGAAAAUGUAAGGUAAGAGACAAUCAAGGCCGCAAA